UGCAUGCUCAAUCAUCCAGGUAAGUAAAUCUCCAAAAAUCUCCAAAAGUUGAUUUGGAGAUGAUCUAAAACAUGUCAGAAUGUCAAUAUGCAAACAAACAAAAACAACAAGUAACCAGGAAGGGAGCAUAUACUUUUUCACUAUACUUUACACCACCUCACACACAGAGAGAGAUGCAAGCAUUUAACACACCGUAUUUCACAUCAACUGUAAACUUUAUUUGAAAUAUCUAGCGAAUAAUAAGUCAAACAUAAACAGAUAGUUUAUUUCCAUGGCCAUUUUAACUGAGCCAACGGAUUUUAUUUGUGCAGCAAAAGAAAAAAAAACGCACAUUAAAAAUUUGGUGCGAUCACUGUGACGCUGUUGUUGUGGAGGAACGUUUUCGCUUUCGUUUAUCAGCAAAAGUCACUUUUUAAAGUAGCCAGCAAAGGGUCACUAUGUCAGCGAACGUCUAUGAAGCUGAGCCCAUGAAAGUCGAUGAUGAAGAAGUUCUAUUUGUCCUCUCAUUGAAGUGGACAAAUCUAAAAGAACCACAAAAAGUGAAGAGGCUUGAGACUCGUCUACAUAGAACGCUUCAGACUUGGUUCAAUACAUGCAAACAUAAUGUGGACUGUGCCGUGGAAAGGACCUUAAAAGAUGGCCGUGUUGUGGUAAAGGCUAAACCAGCUCCAGCCCUGGCUGAUCUUCAGAAACUGAAUAACCAAACACUAACUGGGAGGGAUGGACAAUCAGUCACCAUAAUAUCCAUCAGUCUCACACUGCCAUCUCCAGAGCUCGAUACACAAGUACCAGAGGAUGCUUCAAUUAACCUUUCUGCAUCUCUGCAAGAGUUACAAACGGAACAGGUUCAAAAAAGUGAACAAAGUAAUGCCCCUAGAGAAGAGGUGCACUCUUGUUCCGUCCCAGUGGGUCCUUUCUGGUAUGUGAGCCACAUGUAUGAAGAGGAAAUAAAACGUAUAGAGAAAGAGAAUGGAGUUAAAAUCAUGGCAGAUGUGAAGGUGAGAUUUGAAGAAGAUCAAAAACAUGGGAGACCAGACCGUGCUCUCGAGGAGUUUGAAAACCUUGUCCAGAAAAGCUUAGUUGAAUCCUGUGGCUCAGUUAUUCCCCUCAAGUUCAUAGAGUCAGAUGAGUGGGGCAACGCCCUGAAAACCAUCCAGAAAAAGGAAAGUAAGCUUUUGGUUACUCUGACUUCUGAUGUAAUGACUGUGCGUGGGCCAGGACAAAGUCAAGAUGUUAUGAGUAAGUGCUUAUAUGCAGAUGCAAUGCAGACAACAAACACACAUGGUUCUCUUGCUCAGUUUUAUGACCAAGUUCAGGUGGGGAAACAGAGUAGCACAGUUUCUGCAGGUGAAGAGAUUUGCACUUGUUCCGUCCCAGUGGGUCAUUUCUGGUAUGUGAAUCACAUGUACGAAGAGGAAAUGCAACAUAUAGAAAAAAAGAAUGGGGUUAAAAUCAGGGCAGAUGUGAAGGUGAGAUUUGAAGUAGACCAAAAACAUGGGAGACCAGACAAUGCUCUCGAGGAGUUUGCAAACCUUGUCCAGAAAAGCUUAGCUGAAUCCAGUGGCUCAGUUAUUCCUCUCAAGUUCAUAGAUUCAGAUCAGUGGGUUGAUGCACUGAAAACAAUCCAGGAAAAAGAAAACAAGCUUUUGGUUACUCUGACCUCUGAAACAAUGACUGUACGUGGACCAGGACAAAGUCAAGAGGCCAUCAAAAAGUUCUUAUAUGCAGAUACACAUCGGAAAAGAAACACAGAUGCUUCUCAUCAAGAGUAUGAAAGAGAGACUCAAGAAUCACUGAAGAUUGACGUGACCAUCAAAGAUGAUUUCCCGCAUGCAGGACUGAUCAUUGAGAAGACAUUUUGGAAGUCGAUGACUAACUCUUAUAACAAGGAAAUAGAAAAGAUCAAAGCUAAGUUUAACGUAGCAUUCAAUGAUUCAGACAUUGGUCAAGGCAAAGUUAAUGUCACAGCUUUCUACAAGAAAGAAGGAAAUGCCUCAAUGGAGAGCCACGCCCUCAGAGCACUUCUCUGUCUACACCAGAGGUUUGUUUCACUUUCACUUUCGUUUAUAAGGAAAAAACAGUUUAAAGUAGCGAGGCAGGGGAAGACGAUCAAAAUCUUGAACAUGGCCAGUGCAGAGCCCAUGGAGGUUGACAGACCUGACGACAUGAGCCAAGUUGAAGAUGGAGCUCUCAUUGUUCUCUCACUGAAGUGGAUAAAGUCUGAUGAUGAACCACAAAAAACAAAGAAGCCUGAGACUAGUCUACAGAAAAUGCUUCAGUCCUGGUUCAACAAAUGUAUACCUAAUGUGGACUGUUCAGUGAAAAGGAUCCUAAAAGAUGGGCGUGUUGUGAUAAACAUUAAACCAGCUCCAGUCCUGACUAAACUUCAGAAACUGAAUAAACAAACACUAACUGGGAAGGAUGGAGAUUUAGUCACCAUAACAUCCAUCAAUCUGACACUGCCAUCUCCAGAGCUCGAUACACAAGUACCAGAGGAUGCUUCAAGGAACCCUUCUGCAUCUGUGCCAGAUCGACAAACUGAUCAGGUUCAACUGGGAAAGCAAAGUAAAGCAGUUUCAGCACGUGGAGAACAGACAGGUGCUUCAGAGGAUGCUUUGACAAACCAUCGUACAUUUGUGCCGGCUCCACAAACUGACCAAGUUCAGGAGGGGAAACAGAGUAGCACAGUUUCUGCAGGUGAAGAGAUUUGCACUUGUUCCAUCCCAGUGGGUCAUUUCUGGUAUGUGAACCACAUGUACGAAGAGGAAAUGCAACAUAUAGAAAAAAAGAAUGUGGUUAAAAUCAUGGCAGAUGUGAAGGUGAGAUUUGAAGUAGACCAAAAACAUGGGAGCCCAGACCGUGCUCUCGAGGAGUUUGCAAACCUUGUCCAGAAAAGCUUAGUUGAAUCCAGUGGCUCAGUUAUUCCUCUCAAGUUCAUAGAUUCAGAUCAGUGGGGUGAUGCACUGAAAACCAUCCAGAAAAAGAAAAACAAGCUUUUGGUUACUCUGACCUCUGAAACAAUGACUGUGCGUGGACCAGGACAAAGUCAAGAUGUUAUCAGUAAGUGCUUAUAUGCAGAUACACAUUGGAAAAGAAACACAGAUGCUUCUCAUCAAGAGUAUGAAAGAGAGACUCAAGAUACAUCACUGAAGAUUGACGUGACCACCAAAGACCAUCUGAUGCAUAUGGGACUAACGAUGGAGGAGAGCUACUGGAAGGUGAUGAUUACCUCUUACAGUGAGAAGGUAGCAAAGAUCAAAGAUAAGUUUAAUGUGGACCUGAAAGAAUCAGACGUUGGUCAAGGCAAAGUCAAUGUCAAAGCUGUAUACAAGAAAGAUGAAGGAAAUGCCUCCAUGGAGAGCCACGCUGUCAGAGAGCUUUUCCAUUUAUAUCAGAAAACUGCCACAUCUCCCAUGAAUGUCUCCCAGUCCAGUGCUGCUACUGGAAUAUGGGGUUGGUCGUGGCUAUGGAGUAAGUCAUAUACGAGGAAGACGAUCAAAAUCGGAAACAUGGACUCGGACACGGACACGGUGGAAUCCAUGGACACUGACGACCAGAGCCAUUCUGCUUUGAGUGACAACCAGCAACAUUCAUCACCUACAGAUACAACUGCUGCAGUGCAGCAUUCUUCUUUGAGUGUCAACCAGCAAAACCUAACACCAACUGAUACACCUGGCGCAGUGCAGCCUUCUGCUAUGGGCAAAAAUGAGCAACAUCUAAAACCUACCGAUACACCUGCUGCAGUUGAAGAUGGAGCUCUCAUUGUUCUCUCACUGAAGUGGACAAAGUCUGAUGAUGAACCACAAAAAACAAAGAAGCCUGAGACUAGUCUACAGAAAAUGCUUCAGACCUGGUUCAACAAAUGUAUACCUAAUGUGGACUGUUCAGUGAAAAGGAUCCUAAAAGAUGGGAGUGCAGUGAUAAACAUUAAACCAGCUCCAGCUAUCACUGAGCUUCAGAAACUGAGUAAAGAAACACUAACUGAGAAGGAAACUGAGAAGGGAGCUGGGAAGGGAAAAAAAACAACGGUCACCAUAACAUCCAUCAGUCUGACACUGCCAUCUCCAGAGCUCGAUACACAACUACUUACUGAAGAUGAUUCUUCAGUAAGUCUACCAGAGCCACAAACUGAGCAAGAUCAACAGGGGGAGCAGAGUGAAACAGGUUCUACAGCUGGAGACCAGAUGGGUGCUUCUUUCAUGCCAAAGACAAAAAAUGAGCACAUUCAGCCAGGGAAGGAGAGUAACACAGGUUCUACAACUGAAGAAGAUAGUGGUACUUCCCCAAUGUGCUUACAAACUGAGCAAGUUCAGGUGGGGAAACAGAGUAGCAGAGAUCCUGCAGGUGAAGAAAUGUACACUUGUUCUGUCCCAGUGGGUCAUUUCUGGUAUGUGAACCACAUGUACGAAGAGGAAAUGAAACGUAUAGAGGAAAAGAAUGGAGUAAAAAUCAGGGCAGAUGUGAAGGUGAGAUUUGAAGAAGACCAAAAACAUGGGAGCCCAGACGGUGCUCUCGAGGAGUUUGAAAACCUUGUCCAGAAAAGCUUAGUUGAAUCCAGUGGCUCAGUUAUUCCUUUCAAGUUCAUAGAGUCAGAACAGUGGGGCGAUGCACUGAAAACAAUCCAGGAAAAAGAAAACAAGCUUUUGGUUACUCUGACCUCUGAAACAAUGACUGUACGUGGGCCAGGACAAAGUCAAGAGGCCAUGAAAAAGUUCUUAAAUGCAGAUACACAUCGGAAAAGAAACACAGAUGCUUCUCAUCAAGAGUAUGAAAGAGAGACUCAAGAAUCACUGAAGAUUGACAUGACCAUCAAAGAUGAUUUCCCGCAUGCAGGACUGAUCAUUGAGAAGACAUUUUGGAAGUUGAUGACUAACUCUUAUAACAAGGAAAUAGAAAAGAUCAAAGCUAAGUUUAACGUAGCAUUCAAAGAUUCAGACAUUGGUCAAGGCAAAGUUAAUGUCACAGCUUUCUACAAGAAAGAAGGAAAUGCCUCAAUGGAGAGCCACGCCCUCAGAGCACUUCUCUGUCUACACCAGAGGUUUGUUUCAUCCCAAUUCCAUGGUGCCACUGGGUUCAGUGGCACAAUCAUUUCUCAAUCAGAGGGGGCCUCCAAUGAGCCUGUGUUGAAUGGCCAAUCAGCAAACAGGAAGCACAACAUUGACCCACCAACUGACAGUGGGAAAAGAGCAGGUGACCAAAGUGAUGAAAGGUGUCCUAUAUGUUUGGAUAAAUUCAAAAACAAGAGACAGCUCAACUGUAAACAUGAAUUUUGUAAAGACUGUCUGAAACAAGCAGAGAAGGCGAAUGGGCCCAUCUGUCCUAUAUGCAGAGUCGUCUUUGGUAAGAUAGUCGGAGACCAACCAGAUGGAAGAAUGUCACACCAGAUACUCACAAUUCCCCUCCCUGGAUACUCAGACUGUGGCACCAUAAUGAUCAGCUAUGAGAUUCCAAGUGGAACACAGACGGAAAAACAUCCCAAUCCUGGACAGCGCUAUUUUGGGAUUAGAAGACAAGCGUAUCUUCCAGACAACAAAGAGGGCAAUGAAGUGCUGCGACUGCUGAAAAAAGCUUUUGGCCAGAAGCUCAUUUUUACUAUUGGUACAUCCAGAACAACUGGUAUGGACGGCCAGGUGACCUGGAACGACAUUCACCACAAAACAUCCACAUCUGGAGGACCAGAUUGCUUUGGGUAUCCUGACCCUGAGUACCUGAGCAGAGUCAAAGAGGAGUUAAAGGCCAAAGGCAUUGAGUGAAGUGUUUGAUACAAAGUACAGGUGGAUUAGAAAUCAAAGACGUUAAAAACAAGAUGACUCUUUAAACAGACACUGAAAUUCAAACACUCUGUUUUGCUCUCUUUUCUCUGUUAAUUCUUUAAAUGAUCAGUAGGGGUUAGAAUUUACUUUUUUCAUUAGCCACAUAUAUUAUCUUCAAAUAUUGGGUGAUUACACUUUUUUGUUUGUCAAAGUUUUCAUCAUGUAACAAUAUAAAAUGUAAAGUUGCGUAAACACAGACUUAUAUGAUCUCACGUCUACAGUGCUGAUGGUCUGACUUGCUGUUUGCCUAAUAAAUGAUUAAAUCCUC
Messenger RNA from Haplochromis burtoni (Burton's mouthbrooder), 6081 nucleotides. RefSeq lists its product as uncharacterized. Gene Ontology annotation, molecular function: metal ion binding. The coding region runs from base 438 to 5753 and encodes 1771 amino acids. The record is from RefSeq and is a predicted model, not a curated record. The transcript is spliced from 23 exons. Gene Ontology annotation, biological process: Notch signaling pathway; protein ubiquitination. NCBI's taxonomy places the organism in Eukaryota, Metazoa, Chordata, Actinopteri, Cichliformes, Cichlidae.